This is a messenger RNA of Leucoraja erinaceus (little skate), 2126 nucleotides long. RefSeq names its product serine/threonine-protein kinase 24-like. The record is from RefSeq and is a predicted model, not a curated record. Gene Ontology annotation, molecular function: ATP binding; protein kinase activity. Lineage: Eukaryota; Metazoa; Chordata; Chondrichthyes; Rajiformes; Rajidae. Gene Ontology annotation, biological process: protein phosphorylation.
GCGUGUGACGAAGCGACGCGGCCCCGGCUUGUCAAGAUGGCGGCGGCCGAGUGAGGCGAGCGGCGCCGCGCUCCCUCUCCCGGUCCUUGAGCCCGAGCGCUCCGUAUCCCGCCGCAGGCCCAGUUGUUUGUUUGGUAUCAACCCAGGCAGACGAGGUUUCCGCUGUUUAUUCAGAUCUGUUCCUUGAUCCCUGGUCUUUGAUGGGUUGUAGGCGGUAGCACCAGCACAAGAAGACCCGCCACUUUCAAACGAGGAGGAAUAGCCUGACGCAGGCGGUGGUGCAAUGGCACAGUCUCCACUGCAGGGUGCUCUUCCUGGAAUACAGAAUUUAAAAGCAGAUCCCGAGCUACUAUUUACAAAGCUGGAAAAGAUUGGCAAAGGCUCCUUUGGUGAAGUUUUUAAAGGAAUAGACAAUCGGACUCAAAAAAUUGUGGCCAUAAAAAAUAUUGAUCUCGAAGAAGCUGAAGAUGAAAUUGAAGAUAUUCAGCAGGAAAUAACUGUCCUGAGUCAGUGUGAUAGUCCAUUUGUCACAAAAUACUAUGGAUCUUACCUGAAGGAUACAAAAUUGUGGAUUAUAAUGGAAUAUCUAGGUGGUGGCUCUGCCUUAGAUUUGUUAGAACCUGGAUCACUGGAUGAAUAUCAGAUUGCAACAAUACUAAGGGAAAUAUUAAAAGGUCUAGAAUAUUUGCACUCGGAAAAGAAAAUCCACAGGGAUAUCAAAGCGGCCAAUGUCUUAUUGUCUGAGCAAGGUGAAGUGAAACUGGCAGAUUUUGGAGUUGCUGGCCAGCUGACCGAUACACAGAUAAAGCGAAAUACUUUUGUGGGUACACCGUUCUGGAUGGCACCUGAAGUUAUCAAACAGUCAGCAUACGAUUCCAAGGCUGACAUCUGGUCCUUGGGAAUAACAGCAAUAGAACUUACAAAAGGAGAACCUCCACAUUCCGAGUUGCAUCCAAUGAAAGUUUUAUUCCUUAUUCCGAAGAAUAAUGCACCAACGUUGGAGGGAAAUUACAGCAAACCCUUAAAAGAAUUUGUGGAAGCAUGCUUGAAUAAAGAACCAAGUUUUAGACCUACAGCAAAAGAAUUACUGAAGCACAAGUUUAUAAUCCGAAAUUCCAGAAAGACGUCUUACUUGACGGAGCUGAUUGACCGGUACAAGAGGUGGAAGGCAGAGCAAAACCACGAAGACUCCAGCUCGGGGGAAUCUGAUUCGGAGGCUGAUGGACAAGCAUCUGGAGGGGAAGAUACAAGUGACUGGAUCUUCACAAUCAGAGAGAAGGACCCGGUCAAACUACAGAAUGGAGCUGCUCUGCUAGACAAGCUCAACGAGAGCGACCAGGUACCAGAUGCUCCAAAGCAAUCACAAUCUCGAUGUUUACCUACAAUUAUAUCUCCAUUAUUUACUGAGCUCAAGGAGAAGAACCAAGCAGGUAGAGGUUAUACCGAAGCAGUAGAUGAACUGAGGGAGGCCUUUUUUUUGGUAGAAGAAGCUUGUCCGGGGAUUUCUGAUACGCUCGUGAGCCAGCUUGUGCAAAGACUUCAGAGAUAUUCAUUAAGUCGUGCUGGUUCUUCCAACUGAAGAUUCAUGUUCAUAUCUUGAAAGACGAUGCCGCCUAGAUUGAGGAGGUGCUCUUACAGUGAUCACACAUAACAAGUUUGCAAGAGUUUUCCUGCCAUCGGCUAUCCACUGGGCAAACAACAUCAAAAGAUGAAGUCUCUCAGAGCAAUCGCCAGCCAGUUUGUGCUGCUUAAUGCAAUUAGUUUUUAUCAAUUUCUACCAUAGUGCACAUUUUCAGGUGGGAUGAAUUCCCACCAAUUAUUUUUUUUAAGUUUUGUUUUGUAUCCCAAAUUGUAUAUUUAGGAGUGGGAUCUGGAAAACGAAACCUCUGCAGUGCCUCAGGUAACCUGCUUUUCGUUGAUGAUUAUUACUGGGAGACGGAGAGGUUCUCUAUAGUUUGUGUACAUUUGUAUAUAGAAUCAUUUUUACUGAAGAUGCAAAUCUUGAGAGUGCAUUAGGAGUGGGACUCUCUUACUGAACAGUCUCCUCUGGGUCAGCUAUGACCUGCUUAAACUCUGCUUCUGAGGUGGCUCAAGAGACCAAUGUGGGAUCUGCAGACCCUGCCACA